CUGUGCCCAACAUGCCGCGCCUCGGCCCUCUAUUCCUCCUUUCCCUCUCCGUCGCCCUCGCGGCUUACAUGCUCUCACCCGCCAUCCAAUCUAUCUUCGAGACGGUGGCCGCAAAACUGGCGGGCUACACGUCCAACUAUGCAGAUCUUGCGACUAUAAAGAAACCCCGGAUGCCGGUCUACUUCUUCUCCCACGGGGGCCCGGACGUAAUGUACAACAAAUCACACCCCGUAUACCCAACUCUUCAGCACAUCGGCGCAGAAAUCACCUCCCUUCGCCCUGCCGCCGUCCUCAUCUUCUCCGCCCACUGGCAAUCCCGCACCCCGGUCUCCAUCCUCGUCAACUCGGCCCCCUCCGCUCCUUUAAUCUACGACUUCUCCGGCUUCCCCCUCCACUACUACUCCGCAAAAUACCCAAACAUUGGCUCCCCCGCCCUCGCCGCCCGCGUUUGCACUCUUGUCGCCUCCCACGACAUCCCCUGCGACACCACCGAGCGCGGCCUCGACCACGGCGUUUGGGCCGGCUUCCACGUCGCUUUUCACCCGGACGAGAACCCCCUCGGCGUGCCCAUCGUCCAGGCCUCUCUCUUCCGUUCUGAGGACCCGGACGCCCAUUACCGCCUCGGCCGCGCCGUCUCCGCUCUCCGCGACGAGGGCGUCGUCGUCAUCGGAGCCGGCAUGUCCGUGCACAAUCUCCAUCACAUGGACAGCGGGCCGGAACCGUUGCCCUACGCCGUGAGCUUCGAUGACGCCCUCAAAGAGGCUGUCGAGGCUGGCGUCGACGAGAGGCAGGAGAAAAUGGCUCAGGUGUGCAGCCGCCCUGACGCCAAACAGGCCCAUCCGUGGAUGGACCACCUCAUGCCCGUCCACGUCGCCGCCGGCGCCGCCGGAGACGAUCUUGGCAAGCAGCUGUGGACCAUGAAAGAGGGCAGUUUCGCGUGGGCUCAGUACCGUUUCGGUCCCCUGCCGGGAUCGUAAUGCGGGUCGGUCACAGAAGCAGGUCCACAGCAAAUUGAUUGACAACGCCGUGCACAGGUAUUGACUCUCAUGACAUACGCCAGUCUACGAAACCAGAAUCAAAUGGUCUCUAUUACCAUUCAAUCCUCCACAAGGCAAUUAUUUCCUCGUGGUCCAUGUCUAGAGCAAUAAGUAUACGUGCGCCAUGUAUUAGGGGUUCCGCAACUUUCUGAAUCAUUAACUCCAUGCUUCCAUGUGGCAGUUUCUGCCUUCCAAUCAUGAAUAAUCAUUAUACUCAUCGCCGUAAUUAUUAUACCGGCGUCUUGCCCUCGGAGUAAUUCGGUCACCGCCAAAACAUUUGACCAUCAA
Molecule: messenger RNA, 1325 nt
Organism: Colletotrichum destructivum
Lineage: Eukaryota; Fungi; Ascomycota; Sordariomycetes; Glomerellales; Glomerellaceae
Product: Putative extradiol ring-cleavage dioxygenase, class III enzyme, subunit B
Exons: 2
Coding region: 12-977 (321 amino acids)
Molecular function (GO): ferrous iron binding; oxidoreductase activity, acting on single donors with incorporation of molecular oxygen; zinc ion binding
Source: RefSeq, a predicted model, not a curated record